AUCGGUUCGUCAAUGUAUAACUUUCUUCCUUAAAAUAUCUUUAUAUUUUCAUAUAAUCAUGAUCCAAAAGUUUAUUGAGAUUUUGACGAGAACAAGAUUUAAGAAUGAACACCAUCUCUAUGCGUUUCUUGUGCUUGCCUUCUUUUCUGUAAUAUCCCUUUUUGUUUUACUAAACUACGGAGAAAUGCCACAGACUUUACCUGAUAGACACACCUCGUAUCAUAAAGUAGAAGUAAAGCUGCAAAAGAGUAUUUUAGAGGAGACUGAGAUUGGUUGUAAAUUUCCGGUUCUGGAUCCAUUCGCUGAAGAGAUGAUGAGAUUCAACAAGGACAUACCCAAAAUCAAAUGCGAGGGCGGCGAUUGGGUGCAGUGUGAAAUGUCAGAAUGCUACGUGAAAUCAGAAAUACUGAAGACAAUGAACAACGUAGUUUGUGUAUAUAAGGACAUUAAAUACAUAGAUGACAAUAAUUAUAAGAUUGGUCAGCCGGAGCGGGUGACAGGUGACAGACAUUACUUCCUCAACGCUAGUGAUCAUGUCAAAGUGUCAUGCUCUGGCACACCGGUUAAUAGGUUCAACUUAUUCUCAACCCGAUGGUUUGGCUACAAGGCGGGUCUGCGGCCGGUACAGCUGCCCCCCGCACCUGCUGAACCCGGCGAACUAGCGCCCGCCGGAGCCCCCGAACCCCCCGCGGAAGACAUUAGCGUAAUGAUCCUCUGCUUCGACUCCACGUCGCAUAACGGCUUCAAGCGACGAAUGCCGCACAGCUAUAAGGCAUUGCAGGAUAUGGGCGCCAUAAUAAUGCAUGGUUACAACAUCGUAGGCGACGGGACGCCAGCCGCAAUCAUUCCUCUGCUGACUGGUAAGACGGAGCUCGACAUGCCCGAGAUGCGGAAACGCUUUGCCAACAGCAAUGCCGUAGACCCGGAGAACUUCAUCUUCAAAAUGCUAUCCAAAUAUGGCUACCGCACCGCAUUCUUCGAGGACUCCCCCUGGAUCGGGACCUUCCAGUAUCGCUACAACGGGUUCAGCUCGCAACCAGCUGACCACUACCUGCAGGCGUUCCUGCAGGAGGAGACCAAGUACGGGGCCAAGUGGUGGAACGGCAUCAACAAGAGGCACUGCAUCGGAGACACGCCUCAAUACGGGUUUCUCAUGAAUAUGAGCAAACAGGUGACGUCACUAGCGGAGAAGCAUUUCUGCUUUACUUUCAUAGUGGACAUCUCACACGAUGACUUCAACAUGAUAACCAGCGCUGAUGACGAUCUGGUGGCUUUCAUCGAGCACAUGCGAUACUCCGGCAAGAUGGAGAACCACCUGUUCAUUGUAAUGGGUGAUCAUGGAUCUAGAUUCUCUGGACUUCGAGAAACGUACCAAGGCAAGAUAGAGGAGCGACUGCCAUUGAUGGCGAUAAUGUUGCCAGAGAAGUUGAUACAGACGCGACCAGAGGCUCUGACCUCUCUGCAGAACAACGCGCACGUCCUCACUACACCCUUCGAUAUUCACACCACUUUAGUGGACGCCAUGGGUCUGCCUGAACUGGCCAAUGAUUAUGUCAUACUCGGAUCUGAUAUACCGAGAGGGAUGAGCCUGUUAGAACCGAUCCCGAAGUCUCGUACAUGCGGCAAAGCGGGCAUCUUGUCUCACUGGUGCGUGUGCAGCAAGUGGUACCCCGUACUGCCUUCAGACAGACUCUACACUCAGGCCAGCGCCGCGCUCGCCAACUUUGUCAACAACGUCACCUACGACGUUAGGUCCAAUUGUGUCGAUAGAAAGCUGACAUUUAUAGACUGGGUGAUGAAACUGAGCAACAACGAUGAUUUUCUCAGUUUCAAAUCCGGCAUUGAAUGUAACGGUCAACACGAAACAUAUGUCAAAGCUGAUGUCAAGUCGAGACCCAGCGUCGAGUAUUAUCAAGCGAAAAUCACAAUGAGUCCUGGCCGCGCGGUGUUUGAAGGCACAAUGAAGUACUACGUCAACACUGAACAGUUUGUGGUCUCUGACAGCGACAUCCAGCGGAUUACAGCGUACGCUGAUGAACCUUCUUGUAUCAGCAAAACUCAUCCACAUCUAAAUAAAUAUUGUUUCUGCAAAGACAAGGCGUCAAAACUACCAUUCACGUGAUACAGUACAAUAAUGUUUUAUUUCUAUGUAUACGUUGUUUCAAAUUAAUACAUAAACAUUUU
Papilio machaon (common yellow swallowtail) is the source of this 2184-nucleotide messenger RNA. RefSeq lists its product as uncharacterized. NCBI's taxonomy places the organism in Eukaryota, Metazoa, Arthropoda, Insecta, Lepidoptera, Papilionidae. The coding region runs from base 59 to 2122 and encodes 687 amino acids. The transcript is spliced from 14 exons. The record is from RefSeq and is a predicted model, not a curated record.